Molecule: messenger RNA, 1354 nt
Organism: Diabrotica balteata
Lineage: Eukaryota; Metazoa; Arthropoda; Insecta; Coleoptera; Chrysomelidae
Source: the annotation of a GenBank genome assembly
CGCUGGGAUUGUGUGUGUACGGAUAUUAUUUCACAGAUGUAUCCAGUAUUAGAACAAUACCCGAUGACAGUGCACUAGAACAUUCCCACAGUUAUUGGAAGAUAUGGAAUCCGACUGACAUGUGGAGUACCAUGCAAACAGCAAUAUCGUUACUAUUGUUUUAUUUUGUUCAAGUAAUAUCGGAAAGGGAGCAUAAAGUACACAAUAUAGUUCUUUACCCAGAAAAACACUCCUGGUGUCAAAUAACACCAAUUCAACAAAUAAUUGCCUCCCCCGGCUACGAGUCAGUCACCAUAGACAACAACGUUUGUGUGGGAGCCUGCUAUAGCUAUUCCAUACCAAAAACCCAACCUGCUGAACCCGGAGAGUUAAUCGGUCCAUAUUGUGACAGCUGUCAACCUUCGGAGAUAAAAUGCUACCACGUCAAUCUUAAACAAAUAGAGAAGAAUGUGGAGGGGCCAAAAAUUUUACAAAAAAGAGUACAAAUCAUUACUAAUUGUUCGUGUCAAAGCUGCGAUAAGGUUAGAAGUGAAGAUUGUAAGAUUACUGAUGGAAACACUUUGGAAUUACCACAUAAUCUAUUUACAAUCGAUAAAAAUGCUAAUAAGUCAGUAAGUGAGGAAAUACCGGAUCUUCUGGAAAGAAACAACAGCUAUCAUAUUCUUCCUACUCUAGAUAACGAUCUGAAAAAACUAAAGUACAAGAAAUGGUUCGAGAGUCAUCAAAAUGAAAUAGAAAGAACGUACAGUUCUGAUGCCUAUCGGUUAUUUUUAAAACAAAAUAGAGAUAAUAACAUUAAAGUAGAGGAAGAUCUUGAUGAUCCUGAUUUACCGAUUAACUUUGGAUUGGAAGGGGUGCCGAGUGGGUUAAGGGAUAGUCAAAUAGAAAUACAACAAAAACCGGGUCCAGUCUUAGAAGACGAUGACGACGAUAUCAGCUCCGAGGAAACAGAAACACAUUCUAAUGAUAUAGUAGUCCUUCCAAACGUGGAGAAGCACCACGAAAUAAAACAAGAAGAAUUAAGUGGCUUAAAAACUCACCCUACGGGACAUCACAAAGGAACAUCACCAUAUUGGUGAAGAACAACUUAUUGGUAUGAACGUGGUUCACAUGAUAAAAGGACCUCACGGUAGUUUAGUUGCAGCUCCAGUAGAAGCCAAACUACAGAUUGACUCGGAUGCUUUACAACCAAACAUGAAGGUGUAGUUAUAGACUAUGGAGCACCAGAUAGUAAAACGCAUAGUAAAGUUGCUGAACUAUUUGAAAACUAAGAUAAUAUAUAAGAGAGAGGGGCAUAUACUCAAAUGUAUUCAAAUAAUAUGAAAAUUUAAUAUUUCAGUUAAAGAUUUUCGCU